CCAGCUUUUGUAUCAAUCCUGCUGAUUUGCCAUGUACGUGCUGUUUUGGCACGAAUCUGAUUGUACCUGGAAUCGAGCAUAGUGUUAUUAGUAGCGUCACGACCUACGUUGAGCAUCGGAUCGGAAGGAGCAGAAGUGUCCUUCCUUCGUGCACGAUUUCACUUCUGCUACUACUAUUACCUGCCUCCAUCGCCCGAGCUACCAUGCUCUCGUGUUGCUGUAAAUGAGCAGCCACGGGACUCGAAAGACCUCAGUUACUUGGGCCUCGAGGUCCGAGGUCUUGCUUAGCACCGAUGAGUAAAGCUCAUCCGCUGUGCAACAUGGAGAUGAAUCGUUCACCCGCAUGUUGGGAUGCGGACAUGCGAUCAGAAGCUUUCUGAGACGAGGGAGAUUUUAUCUACAAAGAAUCUGGAUCAGCAGGGGAGGCUCGGCCUGCUACGGACAUGCGCGUGGCGGGCGAGCUAGCUGAACAGGCCCUACCGAAUGGAGUCACUCGGGGAGAAGCAUCACCUGAUGUAUGUGUUGCCCGGCAUCAAGAAGAACCAGCGUCCAGUGUCAGGGCGUCUUUUGCAGGUGCACAGUCGAAAGCGCACAAUCGAGUGUCCCAUUCAAGUCGGUUCAUGCUUUGCACAGGCCCCAAUCGAGCGACGGGGCUGCAAGUUUGCAUCACCGUACAUCAUAAAGCUUCGAGCAGCCAAUGGAGAGUUGCAUCGGCUUCGACUCUGGAAUCCUGCUGCUGCUGAGAUCGUUCACCUGUGUACCUCCGAUCAGCACAAGCAGAGCAGCCCGGUAGGAGCCCAAGCUGCCAGUCACUCGCACUCUCACUCUCGUCGGCCAAGCACGUGAGAGGUUCACAGUCUAAUCUACCGCUGUCUGUCGUUUGUCGAGCAUCAGGAUCCGAGAAGCUCACACACAUGUGCUGGAGUUUGAGUACAGUAUUCGAAAGCACGAUAACUGUAAGUGAGUGCCUAUGGCCAAGAACAGCGUCGUAGUUUUCUGACUGAGCUGGGCCCGAGGAUGGUGGUACCCAAGUCGUAGGUGGUGCAGCAUUCAUGAAUCCAGCGCUGUUGUACUCUCCGUGCAAAGGUAAACGGCAUAUCAAAUAAUGGAUUCAAGCUUCGCCUGUUCACAGACCUCGCUCCGGCAAUGAAUGUGUCGAGAGGAUCUGGGAAUUAUGAGGUCUGAACGUGAAGACAAGCAUUGAUGGGGAGACAAGAUAGUCCAGCAACAGUUUGACAGGUGCUUUGCUUUGGCACUGUGGGACUCCAGGUCCUCGAUGAGAGGCAAGAAUUUGUCUGUUCACCAUCACGCGAACACCUGACGAUUGCCAACUGGGCUCGUUCUCUGCAGUUCCUUCGUUGUGAAACUCCUCGUGCGAGCCACUCAUACACUCUCCUCAUUGACUCGGACGAUGCUCCCACUGUAGAGCUUACGGCAUCAUUGCCUCCGACACUUCCCUGUGCGUCGUUUAUUGGCCACACUUCCAGACGCAUCCUGUUCUUCGGUUCAACUUGCUGCGAUCGGUUUGAAAGUUGUCAGCCUUGAUCAUUUCAAUUUUGAUCGAUCAAAUUUUCAGGCUUCUCGCACAUUCCUCAGGACAACUGCUGGCAGUGUCUCGUCACUCUAUACUGAGAGCUGAGCUGCUAGCGUCCCGCUGGAAGUGGGACUCUCGCUAUCUCGUGUAGUGCUUUCACCACCCAUUUAUCCGACCUACACUUCUUCAUCGAAGACUCGUCCCUCCAUUCGAAAGGGCUGCGUCGCUAUUGAUCGUAACAACCUAUAUCAAAGGAAGUUGUUCAAAUUGCUAAAGUGUGUAUAAAGCAGUACUUUCAAUGCGUAUCAGCUUUCCAAAUGUCUCGUGUUGGUUCGCAAAGCAGGAAAUCGGGCGAUACCCAGCGACUCACACUCCGAUUAUUUUUAUGUACUUCAUCCCGUUUCAAUCACCGUGGAAAGUAUCUCCCUCGAUUCUGCGGUAGCUUGGAUACAAAAUAUUUAUUUCCACUUUAUAUCCUCACGAGGGCAUGUUCCCAAGAAGCCGCUACUGCUAUACACCAAUCAUUGGAAGCAAGGACAUUUGCCCCUUCGGUUUCAUCUUGGCGACUUGAUGGGAUCUUCCAAUCCUUUUAGCUGUAUUACUUAGCGACUUGAUGGGAUCUUCCAAUCCUUUUAGCUGUAUUACU
Messenger RNA from Marchantia polymorpha subsp. ruderalis, 2180 nucleotides. The record is from the annotation of a GenBank genome assembly. Lineage: Eukaryota; Viridiplantae; Streptophyta; Marchantiopsida; Marchantiales; Marchantiaceae.